CGGUCGGUGACGAAUGCAAAAGCCUCAUGAAAGCUUCACGAAUGCAAACACGCUCGCCGUUUUCUCUCGAAAAAUGGAGCCAUCUAUAAAUACCCUCCGGUCAAGAUCGGACGACCAAGAAAUUCGAUUAAUAAUUAUUAGUGAGUGAGAGGAAAUUACACGAACAAACAUACAGACCAAUGGAAACAACUAAAUCUAAAUCAGAAGAAAACGACGUCGUGACGAGGUACCUGAUAGUGAGGCCGGAGAAGGGAGGAGUCGGGGACUUGUUGAGGUACGCGGUGAGGAAUGACGUGGGCGGUGGGAUGGCGUUCUUGGAGAGCUCCGACGACGCCGUUUUGGGCGGCCUCGCGGCGGAUUAUAGGUGGAUUAUUGUCGUUUCGAUAAUUGUUCGGAAAAUCCUUGGUGUGCUUGGGAAGCCCAUGGAGUGGAGUGGCUACGUGGUGGACUUUGUUCUUAACCUCCUUUCCCAGAAUGGCAAUCUCUCUGGCUUGCUCUGGAACCUUCUCCGUGGAAAAGUAGUGAUACCGCAGAGGGGCACAGAGGAUUUUAUAAGUACGAUUGGGCAAUUAGAUGGGCGGAUAGAUCUCUACAAGGGUGAGAGCUUAGCAGAAGAAAUUAGAGCUUCUGUUUUUGCAGAGAGAGAAGGGGAAGUGGGAAUGGGGGACCGGGCUCUUAUGGACCUCUGCAUCAUGGCAUCCAAGUUAGCCUACGAGAAUGCCAAAGUUGUUAAGAAUAUUGUUAAUUAUCAUUGGAAGAUGCACUUUGUGGACUUCUACGACUGUUGGAAUGAUUUCCAAAAGGAAAGGUCAACCCAAGUGUUCAUUCUCUCCGACAAGCCUAAAGAUGCAAACUUUAUAUUGAUCAGUUUCCGGGGAACAGAACCUUUUGAUGCGGAUGAUUGGAGUACUGAUUUUGACUACUCUUGGUACGAGAUACCCAAACUUGGGAAGGUUCACAUGGGGUUCUUAGAAGCUUUAGGUUUAGGCAAUAGAAUCGACACUACCACAUUUAAAAAUUGCCUUCUAGGAAAUCACGGUAAAACUGAAUCCAACCUGGGACAAGGUGGGGCGGAUCAGUAUUCUGAGUCAGAGGGGCAAUCUACGGGUGAAAGGGAACUCCAACCAGCAAUGGUGGAAAUGACUGCAUACAAUGCUGUAAGAAGGAAGCUCAAGAGCUUACUCAAGGAGCAUAAGAACGCGAAAUUUGUAGUGACCGGGCACAGUUUAGGUGGGGCACUAGCCAUAUUGUUCCCAACAGUGCUGGUGCUGCAUGAGGAAACGGAACUAAUGCACAGGUUGUUGGGCGUCUACACAUACGGACAGCCCAGAAUUGGUAAUAGGAAGCUGGGAAGAUUCAUGGAAGCACAUUUGAAUAGUCUGGUUCCAAAGUACUUCAGGGUAGUCUACUGCAACGACCUUGUGCCCAGGUUGCCUUACGAUGACAAAACAUUCUUGUAUAAGCAUUUUGGGGUCUGCCUUUACUAUAACAGCUUAUACGUUGAACAGAAAGUAAAGGAGGAACCAAACAAGAACUUUUUUGGAUUGAGAUCUGCGGCAGCUCUGCAUCUGAAUGCCAUUUGGGAGUUGAUCAGAAGUUUUAUCAUUGGCUAUGUGUAUGGACCGGAGUUUAAAGAAGGGUGGUUUUCCACAGUGGCAAGGCUGAUGGGGCUCAUACUUCCUGGUGUCUCUGCGCAUAGCCCCACAGAUUAUGUAAACUCCGUGAGGCUUGGGCGGGAACGCGGCGUUCAGAUGUCCUCUUUCUGAGCUUUUUAUCUCUCUCAAAUAAUGCAGGGUCAUAGUUGUGAUCUUACUUAGAUCUGGUUUGCACUUAUGCAGUUUGUACCCAUCAGGUCUUCCUUGUGUAAAUUUAUUUGUUUAUCUUCUUAAAUCGGUUUUUGUCUGUGUUGCUUUCGCGCAUUGGUUUUGUUGGUGAAAAACAUUGUAAAAUAAAAAAGACGUUUUAAGGAUCACACGCUUUUGGGUUUAUUCUACA
Morus notabilis is the source of this 1995-nucleotide messenger RNA. RefSeq lists its product as uncharacterized. Lineage: Eukaryota; Viridiplantae; Streptophyta; Magnoliopsida; Rosales; Moraceae. Gene Ontology annotation, molecular function: triacylglycerol lipase activity. Bases 180 to 1766 code for a protein of 528 amino acids. The record is from RefSeq and is a predicted model, not a curated record. Gene Ontology annotation, biological process: lipid metabolic process. The transcript is spliced from 5 exons.